Molecule: messenger RNA, 1739 nt
Organism: Drosophila montana
Lineage: Eukaryota; Metazoa; Arthropoda; Insecta; Diptera; Drosophilidae
Exons: 5
Coding region: 130-1530 (466 amino acids)
Biological process (GO): regulation of transcription by RNA polymerase II; anatomical structure morphogenesis; cell differentiation
Molecular function (GO): RNA polymerase II cis-regulatory region sequence-specific DNA binding; DNA-binding transcription factor activity, RNA polymerase II-specific
Source: RefSeq, a predicted model, not a curated record
CUCGUCUGAAACAGUUUGGUCAAAAUAAAAAAUAUAAAAAUGUAUUGUUUUUAAAUAAAAUUACUUAUACAUUUUUUGGAUUAUACAAAAAUUGAACCGAGUUUAAAAUAAGUAAACGAAAAAAAGGAAAUGAUUACGGCAGCAAAAAAAUUGAAGGGCAGCGAUGGUCAAAUCGGAGGAUUCCGGCAUAUCGUUGGAGCGCCAGAUGUGGAUGAGUCCGACGAGGAGGAGCGCGAACUAACUAAUUUAAAUUGGCUACUCAGAAACCAAAAUCUAUCGUGGCCAAAAACAAUUGAUGUGAACUCUGAGGAUGAUCUUAAUAAUAGCCAGGUCGGCAGCGGCAAUCGGAAACUGUCCACUGCAGUCGAAAGUAUCAAUGCACAGAAAAAACCAAAGGCUUUGGAAUAUGAUACUUUCAAGAAUAUGGGACAUAAAUCCUGUCCGGACUCGAGAAAAUCAAGCACAGCAACGGCACCUUUAAAACGUCCAAGUCCAGCCGAGCGCUACGAUAUUUUCAUCAACAAAAUAAAGCGCGAUUUAGUGGAAUAUGAAAAAUCGGCCAACAAAUAUAAAACGGAUGUAACACACAAGCCGCCAUUCAAUUACUCUCACAUCAUUGGAAUGGCAAUGCUCGAAAAUGGGCGUGUCACAUUGCAGCAGAUUUGCGCUUGGAUUGAGGCAAAAUUUGCCUUUUUUCGCGUGCGUAAAAAAUGGAACAAUUCCAUCAGGCACAAUCUGUCGCUGCAUCAUUGUUUUCGCAAUCGCAAACGCGAGGAGAAGGGCAAGGGAGGCUAUUGGGAGCUGGGAGUGGAUCCCAAGAAAUGUGAUAGAAAACGCAUACGUAAUCGCAAAACAACCCAAUCGAAGCUGAAUCCAGCUACGAAAAGUCCGUUGUCAAAAUAUCAAUUCGGCGACAAUGCGCCGGAUGAGAAGGCCCGAAAUUCCCGGCUGGAUAGUUGUUCCGACAAUAAUAACAUUGCCGAGCAUGAUGUGCAAUUGGAUUCGCUAACCCUAACGGAGGUGGAGGUUGGCUUCGGCCUGACAUUACCAAAUGCUCUGAGCCCACGGUUGCACGAUCCGGACGGCACUUUCCUAUACCCGGAUACAUUUGCGGCGACCCUGACAAACAAUGAUGCCGCCUUUCAUCUGCAGCAGCAGCAAUACGAGCUGGGCACGAUUAUAAUUAGUACGACGGGCAUUCUGGAUGAGCCUUCCUCUUCUUCUUCUUGCCUAAAUAGCAUCAUCGGCAACAAGUUCGGCUGUUCCAAUAUGAUCUAUACGGAGGAUGAGAUUCCCACACCAAGUGAGAAUGUCAUCAUUUCGUCGCAUAAAAUGGAUGCCAAUAAAGAUGCGCCCGUGGAGAUCCCCAUCCCCAUCCCCAUGCCCAUCCCGAGUAGCUUUACCAUCAAUUGCGAUUACUCAAAUUUUCGACCAUUCGAUGAGCCGUUCAGUUAUCUCCAAAGCAGUGAGAUCAAUCGAAAUGAGGACAUUCUGGAUAACCUGCUCGACGUGUGUGUUAGAGAUUAUUAGAGAUUAACAAUAUAUCGCCAAAUUAAAGUGCACAUUAAACCUUAACCUAAAGCUAAUCUAGUUCAUAAUUGAUCUUAUUACUACUAAAUGCAAUUUUCCGGCAGUUUUCCGGGCCAAGUUUUUUAUUAUGGUCCCCCGAGUAGGUUCAAAAAAUGUUUGCUUUUGUGGAAAAACAGUCGAGGAGGAUUUUCGUAUUGCAGCUUUAUUUC